AUGGGGAAAUACAAAAUUGCAAUUUUGUUGCUUUGUUCAUUUUUUGCAUUAUCAUUUUCUGAGGUAGAAAUCAAAGCAAAAUUGAAACUCCUCAAUAAGCCUGCAGUGAAAACUAUCAAGAGUGAAGAUGGAGAUAUUAUUGAUUGUGUCAACAUUUAUCAACAACCUGCUUUUGAUCAUCCAGCUCUAAAAAAUCACACAAUUCAGAAAAUACCAACAUUUUUGAAAGAAUCACACUCCAAUUCUCAAGACUAUCUUAAGAUAUCUCAAACAUGGCAGAAAAGUGGAAGUUGUCCAAAAGGAACUAUUCCUAUUCGAAGAAUUCUAAAGAAAGACUUAUUAAGAGCUGCUUCUCUUAAUCGCUUUGGAAUAAAGCCAGUAGCAUUGUUGAAUAAUUCAACAAACACUUCAAAUUUCAAUGGCUCCCUUGAAGCUAUUACGAAUAGUCAUUCGGGAGCACAUCUUCAAACAUCAGGAUCCAAUUUUAUAGGUGCAGAUGGAAAUAUUAAUAUUUGGAAUCCAAAAAUUGAGCUAGAUGGGGAUUCUUCAACUGCUCAAAUAUGGCUCAAGGCUGGAAAUGGUUUAGAUUUUGAAAGCAUUGAAGCAGGAUGGAUGGUGAAUCCAAAUUACUAUGGUAACAAUGACACCAGACUUUUUGCCUAUUGGACUAGCGAUUCAUAUAAAACAACUGGUUGCUUUGAUCUCACUUGCUCUGGAUUUGUGCAAACAAACAAUGAAUUUACUCUUGGUGGUGCCAUAACUCCCAUUUCAUCUGAUAAUGGAGAACAAUUUGAACUCAAUAUUGGAAUACACUUGGAUGAAUUGGGACAUUGGUGGCUUAAAAUAAACCGUAAUGUUCCUAUUGGAUAUUGGCCAGCUGGAUUAUUUGUAUCUUUAAAACACAGUGCAGUAUUGGUUCAAUGGGGUGGAGAAGUGUUUAGUUCAAAAGUGAGAACAAGUCCUCCUCACACAGGAACAUGGAUGGGAAGUGGAUAUACUGCAGAGGAUGGAUUUGGACAUGCAUGUUUUAUACGUAAUAUAAGGAUUCGGGAUUAUUCACUUCAGGUUAAAUAUCCAGAUUCUAUAAGUAUAGCUUCUCAAGAACCUUAUUGUUAUAGUGUUUUCAAUGAUGAUAGAGGUGGAAAAGAUCCUGAGUUUUAUUUUGGUGGAUCUGGACGUAGCGCUACUACUUCUGCCAACAGUACUACUGUUAUCACUAUUGAUGCUACUAUUGUUGCUAUUACUGUUGCUGAUACUGCUUUUGCUGGGGUUGUGAUUAAAUCUUCAUCUGUCGUGCCUCUUGCUAAUGGGAACUUUGUUUCCUAUCCUUGGGGCAUGCCUACUCAUCACUCUCCUCAGGUGGUUGAUAUUGACAACCAUGAGAUUCCUCAGGGCCAAACUCAUCAAAGUUUUGUGCCAGUCACUAUUAAAACUCCUAAUGAUAAUGAACCUGAAUAUAAAGGUCCUCACCUUCAUUUUCAUGUUCCUCCUCAGGCUAUUCAACCUACUAUUCAUAAUUUGAAUCAAGGUGUCCAAAUGCCUCCCCUUUAUUCUAGGGCUUCUUCUGCAGUUGCACCUCCAUUUACUCACUAUGGAGCAUCCUAUGCUCCAUAUGGGAUCAGUAUGUUGAAAACGGGGAAGAUCGCUAGCAUUGAGAGUCAGCAAACUGUGGCUAAGAAACCAUGGGGUGGUUUUUCUAAGAAGAAGAAGAAAGCUGAGGCAAGUGUUGUGAUAGCAAGUUUCCACCCUUAA
Lathyrus oleraceus (garden pea) is the source of this 1752-nucleotide messenger RNA. RefSeq lists its product as uncharacterized. The transcript has 10 exons. The coding region runs from base 1 to 1752 and encodes 583 amino acids. The record is from RefSeq and is a predicted model, not a curated record. NCBI's taxonomy places the organism in Eukaryota, Viridiplantae, Streptophyta, Magnoliopsida, Fabales, Fabaceae.